Phragmites australis (common reed) is the source of this 1144-nucleotide messenger RNA. RefSeq names its product CASP-like protein 2U2. The record is from RefSeq and is a predicted model, not a curated record. Lineage: Eukaryota; Viridiplantae; Streptophyta; Magnoliopsida; Poales; Poaceae. The transcript is spliced from 3 exons. Bases 184 to 801 code for a protein of 205 amino acids.
UAGCGGAAACCCUGCACAUUUACGCUCCCCUGGCUCGGCUCUGUGCUUUUUAAACACCUCCUCCUCCCUCGGCGUACACCGCGGCUGAGUUCCUCCACUCUGCUCCUCUCUGACCCCCCUUCCUCUCACGCCAUCUCCUUCAGUGGCAGCAUAGCUACACAGGUAGCUUAGGAGAAACCGGCCAUGAGGCAAGGAGGAGGGGGAGCCGACGGGGUCAGCCCUGGAAACGUCCCAGUGUGCUACUACGGCCCCGCGGGGCGCGUGCCGGCCGCGCUGGAGCGGCGGUUGCGCGCCGCGGAGGCGUUCAUGCGGUGCGCGGCGUGCGGGCUCGCGGUGCUCGCCGCAGCGCUGCUCGGCGCCGACCGCCAGACCCGCGUCUUCUUCUCCGUCGAGAAGGUCGCCCGGUACACCGACAUGCAGUCCCUCGUAUUUUUGGUGAUAGCAAAUGGGAUGGCAGCGUGUUAUAGCCUGAUCCAGGGGGCAAGGUGUUUAGUGAACAUUCUGACAGGUGGUGUCCUCCUCAGUAGGCCCUUGGCGUGGGCUAUCUUCUCUUGUGAUCAGGUGAUGGCGUACUUGACGAUCUCGGCGGUGGCCGUGGCAAUGGAGGCGGCGCUCAUCGGCAAGUACGGCACGCCGCAGUUCCAGUGGAUGAAGACGUGCCACCUCUACAAGCGGUUCUGCGCGCAGGCCGGGGCCGCCGUGGCCUGCGCCAUCGCGGCCAGCGUCAACAUGGUCGCCAUCGCGCUCGUCUCGGCCUUCAACCUCUUCCGGUUGUACGGCAGCGGCGAAGGGAGGAAGUGAUCAGGGAUCACAUCAGGUCCUCUUCAGCCUUCUUCUUCGCUCCCUCUAGGAACACAACGACGUCGCUGCUGGCCUUUCUUAGGUUUUAACGUGCACCAAGUCUGGAACCAUAGCUGUGAUGAUCUUCUCCCGUUUGAGUUUUCUGCUGUUGGCAUGCUGCCUGUGAGCGUAGCAAUAAGGUCUCUGGGAUGCCCAUAUAUUUACAUGAUGUGAAGUGAUCCAAGGUGUUUGUGUACGUAGUAUGGCAAUAAACGUACGAGAAAGUGAUGUAUCAUCAGUGUCUCGCCGGCUCACCUGCAGGAUGGCAGACCUAUCGAAAUUUAUUCGGGUAGCUGUUGUUGCU